Erythranthe guttata (spotted monkey flower) is the source of this 531-nucleotide messenger RNA. The record is from RefSeq and is a predicted model, not a curated record. NCBI's taxonomy places the organism in Eukaryota, Viridiplantae, Streptophyta, Magnoliopsida, Lamiales, Phrymaceae.
AUGGAGACUAGCAAAAUUUCUCCCUCGUGGCUUGUUCUUAUUACCGUUUUAUUUUCUUUGGUUAUCGUCAGCUGCAAUGGAAGUAGCACCGAUCAAAAGGUAUACGUGGUUUACAUGGGCGAUCGCCCGAAAGGCGAGUUCUCUGCAACAUCACAACACAUGAGUAUGCUACAAGCAACCCUCGGAAGCCAAAGAGCGAAAGAUUCUUGGCUUCAUAGCUACAAGAGAAGCUUCAACGGUUUUGUUGCAAAGCUCACCGAGGAAGAGAAAAACAAAAUUGCUAGUCUCGAUGGAGUGGUCUCGAUUUUCCGUAGCACGAAGAAACAGCUUCACACAACAAGAUCGUGGGACUUCCUGGGCUUCCCUUUGAAUGUCCAAAGAGCUACAACCGAAAGCGACGUUGUCAUCGGAAUGUUGGACACCGGCAUUUGGCCCGAAUCCGCUAGUUUCAACGAUACAGGCUACGGCCCACCGCCAAGCAAAUGGAAAGGCAGUUGCCAAUCCUCGUCUAACUUCAGUUGCAACAAGUAA